AUGAGACUCUCAUACUCUGCUCUCUUGUUCGCAGCCUCUCUCGCUUCUGCGGCUGAUACUCCUUGCAAUCCUACCACGCAAACAUGUAGCCCCGUUCCAGCCCUCGGAACUUCUUUCGCUGAGAACUUCCUGUCGCCAUCCAAGUACUUCUUGGAGGUCAACAAGAACGGCUUGGACUACUCGGACAACGGCUUGGCCUUCACCAUCAACAAGAGAUUCGACAACCCCUCCAUCAAGUCUGACUUCCAGAUCAUGUUUGGUAAGGUCGAGGUCGAGUUCAAGGCUGCUGCAGGUCAGGGAAUUGUCUCCUCCUUCUACCUCCAAUCCGAUGACUUGGAUGAGAUCGACUUGGAAUGGACCGGUGGUGAUGUCAUGGAGGUUCAAUCCAACUGGUUCUCCAAGGGUCAAACCACCACUUGGGACAGAGGUGGAAAGCACGCUGUCUCCAGCUCUGCUAUGGAAAACUACCACUCCUACGGAAUUGAGUACACCAAGGAUCAAGUGACCUGGACCAUUGACGGCAAUGUUGUCAGAACUUUGUUGCCAAACAACGGCCAAGGUUUCCCUCAAAGUCCUAUGUACAUCAUGGCUGGUGUCUGGGCUGGUGGCGAUCCAUCCAACCAACCUGGUACCAUUGAGUGGGCUGGUGGUUUGACUGACUACUCUAAGGCUCCAUUCACCAUGAACAUCAAGAGCGUUAAGGUUGCUGACUACUCCACUGGUUCUCAAUAUGAAUUUACUGACAAGACCGGUACUUGGCAAUCCAUCAAGUCUAUUGGCGGUGAGGUCGAUGGUCGUGAGCAAGAGGCUAUUCUGUCUUGGGGCAGUCUUAAGGCUGGCUCUAACCCAGGAAACGCUUCUUCUUCCUCUGGAUCCUCCUCUGCUUCUUCUUCUGCCUCUUCUUCUGCUUCUUCUUCUAGCUCUGCUUCUUCUUCUUCUAGCUCUGCUUCUUCUUCUAGCUCCGCUGCCUCUUCUAGCUCUGCUGUCUCUUCUAGCUCUGCUUCCUCUUCUAGCUCUGCUUCCUCUUCUUCCUCUUCUUCUGCUAGCUCUACCUCCUCUAGCUACAACACCACUUCUGUCUCCAGCUCCAGUUCCGCUGUUACUAUCACUAGUGCUACUUUGUUGCCAACUGCCUCGUCCUUCACCAACACUACCUCUAAGAUCACUAGUACUCCUGUGACUUCUGCUGGUCCAACCACCAUCAUCUCGUCCUCGACUACUACCUCUUCUUCUUCCUCUUCUCCAUCUAUCACUACAGCCAACGCUGCUUCUGCUGUCUACAACAGCUUGAUCCUCUGCGUUCUUGCACUUGUAUGCAAUGGUCUUUAG
Molecule: messenger RNA, 1329 nt
Organism: Australozyma saopauloensis
Lineage: Eukaryota; Fungi; Ascomycota; Pichiomycetes; Serinales; Metschnikowiaceae
Gene: CRH11
Product: transglycosylase
Exons: 1
Coding region: 1-1329 (442 amino acids)
Biological process (GO): fungal-type cell wall organization; carbohydrate metabolic process
Cellular component (GO): fungal-type cell wall
Molecular function (GO): hydrolase activity, hydrolyzing O-glycosyl compounds; glycosyltransferase activity
Source: RefSeq, a predicted model, not a curated record